AUACCACGACUUUAGAUAGUACUAUCUUUUCUUCUGUGUAACUACUAAAUUACUUAUUAUUGUAAUAUUAUUAUAGACGUCUGGAAUAUUUAGUUAUGAGUAUGGACAGUCUUACAUAAGUUAUGCAGCAUAACUAAAAAGUAUAGAACUACAGUAGCCAGUAACCACUAACUAGUGACUAGUGCCACUAACUACCACAGCUUACAUCUUAUUUUUGACGAUACUUAAAUAUGACAUCAUAUUUGACAAAAAUGGUAAAGUUCAAUAAUGGUCAAUUAUAUCCAAUCUUAGGUUUGGGAACUUGGCAGGCAUCAGCAAUCAUUGAUGAUUCUCAACACACUGCGUUCAUUAAUUCUAUAAAAAGUGCAAUUGACAUAGGCUAUCGUCAUUUUGACUGUGCUGCCAUUUAUAAUAAUGAAAAAUUGUUGGGAAAAGCUAUAAAUGAUAAAAUUUUAGAAGGUGUUAUCAAAAGAGAUGAACUAUUUAUCACUAGUAAGCUUUGGAAUGAUAAGCAUAGAUCUGAGCUGGUAGAAGAAGCAUUGAAGAAUACUUUGAAUGAUUUAUGUUUGAGUUAUGUAGAUUUAUAUCUUAUCCAUUGGCCUUUUGGAACUAGUGAAGAUCCUAAUGCUACUGACAGCGAAGGUCGAUUAUUAAGUUCUGGUGUUUCUUAUUUAGAAACUUGGAAAGCUAUGGAAGGAUGUGUUCAAAAAGGUCUCACAAAAUCGAUUGGAGUGUCGAAUUUCAAUAUUAAACAAUUAAAAGAUAUUUUAGAAAUAGCUACUAUUAAACCAGUUGUUAAUCAGGUUGAGUGUCAUCCUUAUUUAACACAAAAUAAACUGAAGGAGUUCUGUGAAAGUAAUGGUAUACUACUAACUGGUUAUGCGCCAUUAGGAUCAGCAAAAAGAUCAUGGGCAGGACCAGAAGAAGAUGCUAUUUUAGACGAACCUAUUGUAAAACAAAUAGCUGAUAAGUAUAAAAAAACCAAUGCUCAAAUAUUGAUAAAGUUCCAAAUCCAAAGAGGUGUUAUAGUCAUACCAAAGUCAUCCAAUCCAGAGAGGCAGAAAGAAAAUUUUGAUGUCUGGGAUUUUGAGUUAACUACACAAGAUAUGGAUUUACUCGAAUCCUUGAACAAAAAUGCUCGUUAUUUCGAAUUCAAUACUGCAAAACAUUUAAAAGACCACCCAUUCUUUGAUGAAUUUGAAAAGCCUUCUGGGUCAAGUUUUAUGGUUAUUUGCCUAACGUCUAUACCAGGGAUCUAUAAUAUUAAAGUGAAAAUGGUGAAGUUCAACAAUGGCCAACAGUAUCCAAUCUUAGGCUUGGGAACUUGGCAGACCACACCUGAAUUAAAAGAAUCUGAACAGAUUGAGAUUUACAAUGCAGUAAAAAGUGCAAUUGAUAUAGGAUAUCGUCAUUUUGAUUGUGCUGCUUUUUACAAUAAUGAAAAUUCCAUAGGAAAGGCUAUUGCUGAAAAAAUUAAAGAAGGUGUCAUUACAAGGGAAGAAUUAUAUAUUACUAGUAAGCUAUGGAAUAACAAACAUAAACCCAAAGACGUAGAAGUUACAUUGAAGAAUAGUUUAAAAUUGUUGGGUCUAGAUUACCUAGAUUUAUACCUUAUUCAUUGGCCAGUUGCGACUAGUGAACAUCCAAUUUCAAAAGAUAGUGAAGGGCGGUUUAUUGGCACUGAUGAUUCUUAUUUAGACACAUGGAAGGCUAUGGAACAGUGUGUCCAAUUAGGACUCACAAAAUCAAUUGGAAUUUCAAAUUUUAAUAUUAAACAAGUGAAAGAAAUUUUAGAAAUAGCAACUAUAAAACCAGCUGUUAAUCAGGUUGAAAAUCAUCCUUAUUUAACUCAAAAUAAACUUAAAGAGGUUUGCGAGAGUAAUGGGAUUCUGUUAACUGCUUAUGGACCUUUAGGAUCACCGUACAGAGGUACAAACUCAAAAGAAUUAGUACUUUUAGAUGAACCAAUUAUUAAACAAAUAGCCGACAAGUAUAAGAAGACCAAUGCUCAAAUAUUGAUAAGAUUUCAGGUUCAAAGAGGUGUUAUAGUCAUACCAAAAUCAUCUAAUCCUGAAAGACAAAAAGAGAAUUUUGAUGUUUGGGAUUUUGAGAUGAGCAAGGAAGAAAUUGAUUUACUGGAGUCUUUAAACCGAAAUCUGCGUUAUGUUCUUUUCAAACCAGCAAUGCACUUAAAAGACUAUCCAUUUAAUGAGGAACCAUGAAUACUAGUGAUAAAAACAGUUUUUUGAUAAUGUAUUAAUGUGAUAUUUGAAAUAAAAAAUAAAAAAUAAUUAUUGAACCAUAA
This is a messenger RNA of Myzus persicae (green peach aphid), 2305 nucleotides long. RefSeq lists its product as uncharacterized. Gene Ontology annotation, cellular component: cytosol. Lineage: Eukaryota; Metazoa; Arthropoda; Insecta; Hemiptera; Aphididae. Gene Ontology annotation, molecular function: aldose reductase (NADPH) activity. The record is from RefSeq and is a predicted model, not a curated record. The transcript is spliced from 16 exons. The coding region runs from base 231 to 2222 and encodes 663 amino acids.